GCUGUAGUUCCUAACAAUGGUGUAUGGACGGGCGGGGGGAGGACCUUUCUGGGAAUGGAGCCCAGAGCCUUGAACAUGCUGAGCAGGUGUUCUUUUCCUCCACUGAGCUGUACUCACUCCUGGGUGAUCUAUGGAGGAAUGUUUCUUUAAGGUCACAGUUGCGGAGGUAAGAAGUCCAGUGAGGGGUACCUGCCACUUCCUAACAUCACAGCAGUUGGAAGCUGCAGGGCUAGCCUGUUCCCAGGAGAGGCAUUAACCCAAACACUUCCUCCUCUGCCCUCCCUCCCUGUGCUGGACCCAAUGGUGCAUCAUAGUCACAGCUGUAAUCUCAGAUUGCCAGAGGACAAAGCCAGUGUGGGCUCUAUAGUGUGGACCAGCCAGACCUAUGGAACAAGCAGAGAGAGCCACUUGACUGGUUUAUCAAAAACUCAAAAUAAGUGGAAUUAAGUUUCUAAUAGAUGGAUUUGGGGUUACAAGUCAAGCCAUAGUAUGUGCCUGGUCAGCAGUCUCCCACUUCCUGUGGACCAUGUGCCCAUCAUGAGGGCUUAACACCCAAGGCUUUGGGUGAGAAAGAGGCUGGAGUUUGGGCGGUUCAGGGAUUGACUAGAGCCUGUCUCCCUCACUGCACAGGGACUGACCCCUCCUAACUGAGCCAGAACUUCCUCUCCCUCUGCCUUUGUGGGCUGCUAGAGGACAGUGGGCUCCACUCCCUAGAAGACCCUCUUUCAUACCUUCAUGUGGGGAACCUCCUGUUCUGUCCUGACUGCUGUGAGCCGGCUCCCAUCCCCACCCCCUGCCCUACCCCUCCCUGUUUCUACCCUGGGGUAGGAGUGGGGAUUGGGAGAGACUUUUUAGGCCUGGGCUCUGGAGAAUUCAAUCUGGAACUGGUUAGCAUCCAAGUGAAAACGAUGUGGAAACACAGCCCACCCUCCCCUCAAGGCCAGCAGAAUGAAUAGAAUGGACCCCUCACCACCACCUAAAAACACAGCGGUGGCCUAAGCCCUACUUACAAAAGCAACUUGGGAAACUUGGAGAUACUGAGAAAUAGUUUUAAAAACAAAAUACUUCCACCUGGUUUACUGCCUGGCCCCACUUGGUCAGCAUUGGGAGGUACUUUCUAGGUGUACCCCAGGCCAGACUCCUUAUCAGCAGUAACUGCUACCUGCUGUCCACUGGGCUCCUGUAAUCACCAACUGCAGAAUGUAAGGGCUGGACCCACCUCGUGCCUGGCUGAGCCCCUGCCCCCAGCCUCUGGUGAGGGCCCCAGGCCAACUGCUGACUCAGCAGUAGGGCCCUCUCUGCUCCGUGUUCCUGGAACUUGGUCCGGGUGUCUGGUUUUGCUCAGCUGUUGCAUCAGAAAGGGCUACUUCUGCGUGCCCUGCCUUGUGACUCUCCCUGUUCUGUCUCCAGGGCCUUCCCCAGCCUGACUCAAGAGAAUUUCCAUUAGCCCCAGGGGCCAGUGGGCACAGCCCUCAACGGCUUUCUUGAGGCCUGGACAGCCUAGACAAAGCUGUAGCUCCCAGUGUUAUGGCCCAGAAAACACUUGAUGUGGAGCCAAAGCUCCUGACAGCUGAGCAGUAUCCCCUCACUUACUGUUGAGACACUCUGUCCCUUGGCUGUUCAAAGCACCAUUUCUGGGAAGGCCAGUGGACAGCUUUUCAGAGCCCAGUGUCCCCAGCAACUGCAGAGCCAGCAGGUGGUUCCAACUACCCUGCCUGCCCCUCUGAAGACACCAGUCAUCUUAGGUCUGAGGCUGGAGAGCAGGAAGCAUCUGUCACCCCUCAUUCUGAGGCCCCAGUUCCCCUCAUCCCCUCCCUCAGCACCGCUCCAGUCUUCCAGCAUCUAGAGGGCUUCAAACCAAAGCACACAGUUAUUUUAUAGGACCUCUUGGGCCUUCACAAUGCAAAGCCACUCAGUCCCACAGGCCCCGCCUCAGGCCUUGGCGUCAGCAACCUGAGCCGGCAGUGUCCUGCAGUUCCCCAUGGCCUGCCUGAGUCCCUCACAACUCAAGAAGUUUCAGGAGGAUGGCUUUCUGCUGUUGGAAGGAUUCUUGACAGCAGAUGAGUGUGAGGCCAUGCAACAGAGGAUUGGGGAGAUUGUGGCUGAGAUGGAUGUCCCUCUGCACUGCCGAACAGAGUUUUCCACCCAGGAAGAUGAGCAGCUUCGAACUCAGGGCAACACAGACUACUUCUUGAGCAGCGGUGACAAGGUUCGAUUCUUCUUUGAGAAAGGCGUUUUUGACAAGAAAGGAAAUUUCUUGGUCCCUCCAGAGAAAUCUAUCAACAAAAUCGGCCACGCUUUGCAUGCUCAUGACCCUGUCUUCAGGAGCGUGACACAUUCUCCCAAGAUGCAGGCUUUGGUCAGAAGUUUGGGCCUCCAGCUGCCAGUGGUGGUGCAGAGCAUGUAUAUCUUUAAGCAACCUCACUUUGGCGGCGAAGUCUCCCCUCACCAAGAUGCUACCUUUCUGUACACGGAGCCCUUGGGCCGCGUGCUGGGCGUGUGGAUUGCGAUUGAAGAUGCCUUGCUGGAGAACGGCUGCCUCUGGUUCAUCCCUGGCUCCCAUACCAGUGGAGUGUCAAGAAGAAUGAUCAGAGCCUCUGAGGGCUCUGGGCCUGCCACUAGAUUCCUUGGGUCAGAGCCAGCCUGGGAUAACAAGCUCUUUGUGCCUCUGCCAGUGCAGAGAGGGGGUCUGGUCCUGAUCCAUGGAGAAGUGGUGCAUAAGAGUGAACAGAAUCUCUCCGACCGCUCGCGCCAGGCCUAUACUUUCCACCUCAUGGAGGCCGCUGCCAGCACUGUGUGGAGCCCAGAGAAUUGGCUCCAGCCCACAACUGAGCUGCCCUUUCCACUACUCUACAUUUAAAGGCCCUGGCAGGACUGGGCUGGUCCCCACAGAGAGAAGCUGUCAGCACCAGGGCCUCUGGCUGCAACCCAAGGGCACAUCUUCCUGUUUGGCUUUCUGAUGGUGUCUGUGAACCUUGGUCCAGCAGACAGGGAGCCAAGAAGCAGAGGUGACAGGGCAGCAGCCCAGGCUGGGUAAAGGGCUUCCUCCAAAAUGUUGUCUCACUGCCACCUUUCUGUCCUAAAGCAGCCUGAGUUGCCUCUCAGUAGUGAAAUGAUUCUGAUUUUCAGUUUUCUCUUGAAUGGAAAUUACUGUGUAAAGCACAGAAUAAAAAUGACUUGAAAUAU
This is a messenger RNA of Onychomys torridus (southern grasshopper mouse), 3186 nucleotides long. RefSeq names its product phytanoyl-CoA dioxygenase domain containing 1 (gene Phyhd1). Lineage: Eukaryota; Metazoa; Chordata; Mammalia; Rodentia; Cricetidae. The transcript is spliced from 12 exons. The coding region runs from base 1982 to 2860 and encodes 292 amino acids. The record is from RefSeq and is a predicted model, not a curated record.